This is a messenger RNA of Jaculus jaculus (lesser Egyptian jerboa), 2400 nucleotides long. It is a transcript of the gene P4hb, whose product is annotated as prolyl 4-hydroxylase subunit beta. The coding region runs from base 18 to 1547 and encodes 509 amino acids. Gene Ontology annotation, biological process: protein folding; response to endoplasmic reticulum stress. Gene Ontology annotation, cellular component: external side of plasma membrane; endoplasmic reticulum. Gene Ontology annotation, molecular function: protein disulfide isomerase activity. The transcript is spliced from 11 exons. NCBI's taxonomy places the organism in Eukaryota, Metazoa, Chordata, Mammalia, Rodentia, Dipodidae. The record is from RefSeq and is a predicted model, not a curated record.
CGCCGCCGUCGUCCGACAUGCUGACCCGCGCUGUCCUGUGCCUCGCCCUGGCCGCCGUGGUCAGGGUGGGCGCCGACGUCCCCGAGGAGGAGGACAACGUCCUGGUUCUGAAGAAGAGCAACUUCGCCGAGGCGCUGGCGGCGCACAAGUACCUGCUGGUGGAGUUCUAUGCCCCUUGGUGUGGCCACUGCAAAGCUCUGGCCCCUGAAUACGCCAAAGCCGCUGGGAAACUAAAGGCAGAAGGUUCUGAGAUUCGACUAGCCAAGGUGGAUGCCACUGAAGAGUCUGAGCUGGCUCAGCAAUAUGGUGUGCGUGGCUACCCCACAAUCAAGUUCUUCAAGAAUGGAGACACAGCCUCCCCCAGGGAGUACACAGCUGGAAGAGAAGCUGAUGAUAUCGUGAACUGGCUGAAGAAGCGCACAGGUCCUGCUGCCACCACCCUGUCUGACGUUGCAGCUGCAGAGUCCUUGGUGGACUCCGGCGAGGUGGCCAUCAUAGGUUUCUUCAAGAACAUGGAGUCAGACUCUGCCAAGCAGUUCUUGCUGGCAGCAGAGGCCAUUGAUGACAUACCAUUUGGGAUCACUUCCAACAGUGAUGUGUUCUCGAAAUACCAGCUUGACAAAGAUGGGGUGGUUCUCUUUAAGAAGUUUGAUGAAGGCCGGAACAACUUUGAGGGAGAAGUCACCAAAGAGAAGCUGCUAGACUUCAUCAAGCACAACCAACUGCCUCUGGUCAUCGAGUUUACUGAGCAGACAGCCCCGAAGAUUUUUGGUGGUGAAAUCAAGACGCACAUCCUGCUGUUCCUGCCCAAGAGUGUGUCUGACUAUGACAGCAAACUGAGCAACUUCAAGAGAGCGGCUGAGGGCUUCAAGGGCAAGAUCCUGUUUAUCUUCAUCGACAGCGACCACACUGACAACCAGCGCAUCCUGGAGUUCUUCGGCCUAAAGAAGGAAGAGUGCCCGGCCGUGCGGCUCAUUACUCUGGAGGAGGAGAUGACCAAGUACAAGCCCGAGUCAGAUGAGCUGACUGCAGAGAAGAUCACGGAGUUCUGCCAGCACUUCCUGGAGGGCAAGAUCAAGCCCCACCUGAUGAGCCAGGAGCUGCCUGAAGACUGGGACAAGCAACCUGUCAAAGUGCUGGUUGGGAAGAACUUUGAGGAGGUCGCCUUUGAUGAGAAAAAGAAUGUCUUUGUUGAAUUCUAUGCCCCUUGGUGUGGUCACUGCAAGCAGCUGGCCCCCAUUUGGGAUAAAUUGGGAGAAACAUACAAGGAUCAUGAGAAUAUCAUCAUCGCCAAGAUGGACUCAACAGCCAAUGAGGUGGAAGCCGUCAAAGUGCAUAGCUUCCCUACGCUGAAGUUCUUCCCUGCCAGUGCAGACAGAACGGUCAUCGAUUACAAUGGCGAGCGGACACUAGAUGGUUUUAAGAAGUUCUUGGAGAGUGGUGGCCAGGAUGGGGCAGGGGAUGAUGAUGACCUUGACCUUGAAGAAGCUGUAGAGCCAGACAUGGAGGAAGACGAUGAUCAGAAAGCUGUGAAGGAUGAACUGUAACUGAGAAGCCGGACCUGGGCACCCAACCUGACACCUUGGUGGGCUGCACUGUCAGCUGCCCCAGCCUCCGGAUCCUGACCCUCACCCAAGGAGGGAUCGUCAUCAGAACCCAGGGAAUCUUUCUGAAGCCACACUCAUUCUAACAUAUGUACACAUUAACCCAUCUCUUGCUUUUCAGUUUUUGGAAAGGGAUUUUUUUCCAGGCCAGCCCAUCUUGGAGGGCUACUUUUUUUUAAUGGUGAUGUACUUUUUUGUACAUGGGUUUUGUCCUCAGUGCUCGCUAAAAUGUUGGGAUUUCACACUGGUGAUGUCUCUUUCCUGUUAGAGAGGGUUAUACUAUCACUUGAGAAAAUUCCAUCUGUGGGACUUGAGACAUUUUUCGACAUCAGGGUAUUUGUUCCACCGCUGCUGGGCCUCCUUGAGACCUCUGCCCUGUGUGGGGAGGGUGGAUCUGGACUGGACAUGGUCACUCUCCACCUUGUGCCAGUAUUGCCAUGGUAGCAUGGCUUUUGCAAUUUUUGGUUAACCAGAGACUUCCGGAUCCUGUCAGGGUGGGUUUCCAUGUGUGAAAGGGGGACAAUGGUGGCUGACUACAGGCCCAGGUAAGGCCUCGACGGCUCCCCUUACCCACUUGGAGCCAGGACUCCCAGCCUGUCUACCACGGACAGUGUAGCUCGGACAGCUGGGUUCUUUUCCAGCAUGGCUUAUGGCCUUGUGUAGCAGAACCAGAACCCUCAAUUCCCAGGCUGGGAGACAGCCACGGACUGUGGGGCAGAACUGAAACUUGCCCAUUCUUCAGGCAUUUCUACCAUACCGGAAUUGAAUACAUUGGCCAAAUAAAGUUGAAAUUUUA